Molecule: messenger RNA, 2851 nt
Organism: Oxyura jamaicensis (ruddy duck)
Lineage: Eukaryota; Metazoa; Chordata; Aves; Anseriformes; Anatidae
Gene: MYCN
Product: MYCN proto-oncogene, bHLH transcription factor
Exons: 3
Coding region: 592-1920 (442 amino acids)
Biological process (GO): regulation of transcription by RNA polymerase II
Molecular function (GO): protein dimerization activity; RNA polymerase II cis-regulatory region sequence-specific DNA binding; DNA-binding transcription factor activity, RNA polymerase II-specific
Source: RefSeq, a predicted model, not a curated record
GGGGUGAGAUGGGGAAAAGUGCUGCUUGCAGGAGGCUUUUAGUGCACCAAGGGGCAAAAUCUGCAAAGUUGUCGCCCUCGCAGCCUCUCUGUUUGCUCUCGUCUUGAGCUGGGAGAAAGGGGGGACAGAAACUUCUGCACCUUCCUGGCAAAUCACAAAGCUUUGUUGGUGGCGCCGGGGUGGUUUUAGUGCUUUUUUUUUUUUUUUUUUUUUUUUUUAACGUGUGUGUAUGUGAGAUUAUUACAUAAGGUCGAUAAUUUCUGUUGCUGCUGAAUUUCUCCUCCUCCUCCCCCCUCGUGUUUUGUGCGGAUUUUUCUCUGGCUCGCUUUCAGUGAAUGAACUGGCGAUUUGCGAAGUUGCGAAGAGCCCCCUCCGCCCCCUUUUUUGCAUCCCCCCCCUCUCUCUUUGCGCUGCUCUGCAGAUGACAAAAGGAGCAAACUUCCUCUACUUUUGCUGGCAUAUUAAGAGCGCUUUCUGGAGAGAUUACGUUUCAGGUCUUGGGAGGACCUCUCUUUCCCCUUGCUGGAAAUACCAUAAAACCUGCCUCUAAAACAAUUGCCCGACCCGGGAACCCGCAGGAAGACCCCCGUAAUGCCAGGAAUGGUCAGCAAAAACCCCGAUCUCGAGUUUGACUCUUUGCAGCCCUGUUUCUACCCGGACGAAGAUGACUUUUAUUUGUGCGGCCCGGACUCAGCCCCCCCCGGGGAGGACAUCUGGAAAAAGUUUGAGCUGCUGCCCACCCCUCCCCUGUCUCCCAGCCGGGCCGGGCUCCAGGAGCACCCCCCGGGGGGGGGGCCGGUGCCCUGGGGAGGGGCAGCACUGGGGGGCUGCCGCCCCACCGACCACCUGGACUGGGCGUCCGAGCUUCUCCUGCUGCCCCCGGAGGCCGACCUGUGGGGCGGCACGGACGGGGGAGACUUGUUCGAGUCGGGGCUUGGCGUGACCAACAACCUCAACUCCAUCAUCAUCCAGGACUGCAUGUGGAGCGGCUUCUCGGCCCGCGAGAAGCUGGAGCGGGCGGUCAGCGAGAAGCUGCAGGGCAAGCCCCCCGCCACCACCACCGCUGCCCCGCCGCCGCCCCCCCCGGCCGCUGCCACCACCGCCCUUGUCACCACCGCCACCGUUCCUGCCGUGGCCACAGCUGAGUGCGUGGACCCGGCCGUUGUCUUUCCCUUUCCUGUCACUAAAAGGGAGGCGACGGGGACGGGCCGAGGGGCUGUGGGCGGCGGGGGGGCCCCGCGGGGCGCUCGGUCACCACGUCCCGCUGGGGACAGCCGGGCCAGCAGCAGCAGCUCCGGGGACGACACCCUCAGCGACUCGGAUGAUGAAGAUGAGGAGGAAGAGGAUGAAGAAGAAGAAAUAGAUGUUGUGACAGUGGAGAAAAGACGCUCCUCCUCCAACAAGGCUGUUACAACUCUUACUAUUACAGUGCGUCCUAAAAAUACCACUUUUCCACCGGUCAGGACACAGCAGAACGAACUGAUCUUAAAGCGUUGCGCACCAAUUCACCAGCAGCAUAAUUAUGCCGCUCCUUCUCCAUACAUGGAGAGUGAAGAUGCUCCACCACAGAAAAAGUUAAAAACCGAGGUGCCCCGUACAGUAAAACCCAUGAUACAACCAAAGUCUAAGAGUUCAAGUCCUCGAAACUCAGAUUCAGAGGAUAGUGAACGUCGACGUAACCAUAAUAUCCUGGAGCGUCAAAGGCGUAAUGAUCUACGGUCAAGUUUCCUCACAUUAAGGGACCAUGUUCCAGAACUGGUUAAAAAUGAGAAAGCUGCAAAAGUUGUGAUCUUAAAAAAAGCCACUGAAUAUGUCCAUUCUCUUCAGGCAGAGGAGCAGAAGUUAUUGCUAGAAAAGGAAAAAUUGCAAGCCAGAAAACAACAGCUGGUAAAGAAAAUAGAAUUCAAGCGGACUUGCUAAGCUUUUUUUCUUUUUUCUUUUUUUUUCUUUUUUUUUUUUUGGCUGACCAGGACAGUCAUUGCCACUUUGCACAUUUUUGAUUCUUUAAAAAAAUUGUGUUUUUUUGACGUUAAGAAUGUUGGUUUUCCUUUCAAUCCAGUCCCUGAAGUAAUUGACAAACUAUAUUAUCCGGGUACGGAGCAAAUGGAUGUUCUUGCAAGGAGUUCAUUGCAAGACUACCAAACAACAACGGACUGCCUUUUUUUUUUUUUUCUUUUUUUCUUAAGAACUGUAGAUGGUGGGGAUUUUUUUUUUUAAUUGUUGUGAGCAUUUGGAGCUGCUGAUGACAUAUAGUUGAGUUUAAAACAUUCAUUCCUAAUUUUUAUGGUGCUUAUGUUCUAACAGAUGUUACUUUAGGGGUUGGCAUUUGUACCCCUGUGGGAAUUUUCUGUAAAUACCAUCUACACACUUGCCUUUUGUACAUGUCUUGGGUUAUGAGAGGUGGCUCUUGCUACCAGUAUUAGACUGGAAGUUCAUACCUAAGUACUGUAAUACCUCAAUGUUUGAGGAGCAUGUUUUUGUAUACAAAUAUAUUGUUAAUCUCUGUUAUGUACUGUACUAAUUCUUACAUUGCCUGUAUACUUUAGUAUGAUGCUGAUACAUAACUAAAUUUGAUACUUAUAUUUUCGUAUGAAAAUGAGUUGUGAAAGUUUUGAGUAGAUAUUACUUUAUCACUUUUUUGAACUAAGAAACUUUUGUAAAGAAAUUUACUAUAUAUGCCUUUUCCUAGCCUGUUUCUUCCAGUUAAUGUAUUUGUUAAUGUUUGGUGCAUAGAACUGGGUAACUGCAAAGUUCUGUGUUUAAUUUCUUCCAACGAUGUACAUUUAGUGCUGCGUCUUAUAGCACUUUGAAAUACCUCAUGUUUAUGAAAAUAAAUAGCAAUUACAUUAUA